UUUAAGUUUGGACAGGCGUCCAUUCCCGUCCAUACUUUUAAAAAACAAAAAACACCUUCUUCGCUCUUCUUCUGCUUCUUCUUCUUCUGCUUCUUCACUCCACUCCAUCCCUGUAACACCUCAAAUCCAUUUUGCAGCAAUCAGAAAUACCUUGACAUCUUACUGAACUUCAUAAAAUAUAUAUUAAUCAUGAAUCACCUACAGCUCAGCUGUGACUUUUUCAUUCUUUCAUUUGACAGGCCCGUUGAACAAGUCUAUAUUUUUUGAACUUUUUACUUCUUGUAGAUUUCAAAAUUUUCAUGAAUUCGAAAGGAGAACAUGAAAGUGUUUUAUCCCAUAUAAAUUUAUAGGAAAUGGUGAAAGAAAACAAGCUGAUAUUGACAUUUGAUCCAACGAUUAAAGCUCGUUUUGGUGUACUUCCACGGUGUGCAAAGGAUGAGGUUCAAAUCAGGUUUGAGCUUCCAAACUGCUUCAUAGUCCAUAAUGCUAAUGCUUGGGAGGAGGAGGAUGAAGUUGUUUUGAUCACUUGCCGCAAAAAUGGGUUUGGGUGGAGGCCAUGUUUGUAUUAUGCUAGAGGGUACUGCAAAAAUGGAAGUAGUUGCAGAUUUAUUCAUGGGGAUUCAGGUGCUAUGAUGAGUUCAGAUGGUGCGCCGUUAGUGGGUUCACCUAGCAAGAUUGAGACCAUGGACCAGUGCCAUGAGAUUCUUAGAUCUAAGUCUGCAGCUCAAGUUCAGCAACGGGCCUGUCAAAGGAAAGAAUGAAAAAGUCACAGCUGAGCUGUAGGUGAUCCAUGAUUAAUAUAUAUUUUCUGAAGUUCAGUAAGAUGUUAAGGUAUUUUUGAUUGCUGCAAAAUGGAUUUGAGGUGUUAU
Messenger RNA from Pistacia vera, 869 nucleotides. Its product is annotated as zinc finger CCCH domain-containing protein 22-like. The transcript is spliced from 2 exons. Gene Ontology annotation, molecular function: metal ion binding; oxidoreductase activity, acting on single donors with incorporation of molecular oxygen, incorporation of two atoms of oxygen. The record is from RefSeq and is a predicted model, not a curated record. Bases 354 to 761 code for a protein of 135 amino acids. NCBI's taxonomy places the organism in Eukaryota, Viridiplantae, Streptophyta, Magnoliopsida, Sapindales, Anacardiaceae.